AUCAAAUCAAAAGAGCUCAUAAUUGCGUCGCUUAGCUCUUUUUUGCGUUAAUGUGCACACAUAUGUUUCCCGCAUACCAAUGCACAUUUGCAUAUGCCAAUUGAAAAUUACUGCUAACAACAAAUACAAGCAGAUAUGCCACAACAACGACGUAAACUGCCCUUUAGUGGCAAAAAGAAGAAGGAUCAAUUGCUGCAAAAGCGCAACACGAAAGGUCCGCCCAAGUAUUUGCGCAGCACGCAGGAAUCCUACGAAGACAGCGAUGCACCCGAAACAACCGCACCUCGCAAACUAAUGGAGCAGCCAUUUAAUCGAGGUGGCGCCGGCGGACGCAAUAAAAAUGUUAAUCGUUACAAUCUGCAGUUCACACAGGAGAGCAAAAAGGAGUUGGAGCUGAUGAAGCUAGAAGGCUUCAAGCCGCUUGAUGUACUGACGCCGGCUCAACGAGAAAUCGAUGCCGCCUAUUUCGAGCACUUCGAUUUCCCAGUGCGUCCGCCGUGGAGCAGCGAUAGCACCAAGGAACAGCUGGAUCGUAGUGAGAAUCGCUACUUUAAGGAAUAUGUGGAUGAGCUGUUGCGGCAGAAGCAAAGUGUGGAUAGCAGGGAGCUGUCGCUAUUUGAGCUGAAUCUGGAGACAUGGCGUCAGCUAUGGCGUGUGCUCGAGUUCUCCGAUGUGCUGCUUAUCAUUGUGGAUGUACGUUUCGCAACUCUAAUGUUUCCCCCAUCGCUCUACGACUACAUCAUCAAGACGUUGAAGAAGCAUGCAAUUGUUGUGUUUAACAAAGUGGAUUUAGUUGCACCCGAGGCUGUUGUCGCUUGGCGACACUAUUUCAACGAACGCUAUCCCGAGCUGCCCGUGGUGCUGUUCGCUUCGUAUACGGCGCGCAGUCGCAAAGCUGGUGGACGUGGACGUGGUCGAUUGACACAUCGCCGCAGCAUGGAGGGAGUUUAUAAUAUUUAUCGAGAGUGUCAGCGCUAUGUUCAGCAAGAGGUGAAUCUGUCCGAGUGGGAGCAAAAGAUACGCGACGAUAUGCGCCACGAUGAGCUGGAAUUAAUGGACAACAUUGAGGAAGGGGAGUUGAAGAUCAGCAGCAGCAUUGACACGACGCCCGUGCAACAGGAAAAGUAUCACAAUGGCGUACUCACAAUUGGCUGCAUUGGUUAUCCCAAUGUGGGCAAAUCGUCGCUGAUAAACGCACUAAAAGGACGCAAAGUUGUUAGUGUUAGUCGAACGCCAGGACACACUAAACACUUUCAGACCAUCUUCCUCACAGAGAAGGUGCGUCUGUGUGACUGUCCGGGCCUGGUCUUUCCCUCGAGCACACCAAAGUCACUGCAAGUGCUGCUUGGCAGUUUCCCCAUUUCGCAGCUGCAGGUUCCAUAUCGUUCCCUCAAACUGCUUGCCGAGCACAUUAAUUUGCCGCAGCUGUUCCGCCUGCAUCUGCCCGAGGAUUACGAUGAAUGGUCAGCGGUAGCCAUUUCAGAUGCUUGGGCCUAUAAACGUGGCUUCCUCACCGCCAAGGCGGCGCGUCCGGAUCGCUACCGUGCUGCCAAUCACAUUUUACGCAUGUGUUUGGCGGGGCAGCAGCAGCUAGUGCUGCAAUUCUAUCCACCGGGCUUUGAUAAGCAGCGUGAGACCUGGCUGCAGCAUCCAGAGCUGGCAGAAGUUAUCAAGUACCAGCAGGUGGAGCUGGAAGAGCCGGACAGCGAGACCAAUGAGGACACCUCUUCAGUCUGUUCAGACACUGCUGGCAGCGAUGAAGAGGAGGACGAGGACAGCUCUAACGACGAGACGAAUGCCGACGAUGAUGAGGGCGUGGAAGAGCAGCCAUCGCGUUCUCGUAACGUUUUCACACUGCUCGAAGAUGAUUAAAUCAUAUCAAUAAU
Drosophila albomicans is the source of this 1886-nucleotide messenger RNA. It is a transcript of the gene Ns4, whose product is annotated as guanine nucleotide-binding protein-like 1. Gene Ontology annotation, molecular function: GTP binding; GTPase activity. Bases 136 to 1872 code for a protein of 578 amino acids. NCBI's taxonomy places the organism in Eukaryota, Metazoa, Arthropoda, Insecta, Diptera, Drosophilidae. The transcript is spliced from 5 exons. The record is from RefSeq and is a predicted model, not a curated record.